Phodopus roborovskii (desert hamster) is the source of this 2826-nucleotide messenger RNA. RefSeq names its product methyltransferase 13, eEF1A lysine and N-terminal methyltransferase (gene Mettl13). The record is from RefSeq and is a predicted model, not a curated record. The transcript is spliced from 8 exons. The coding region runs from base 166 to 2265 and encodes 699 amino acids. NCBI's taxonomy places the organism in Eukaryota, Metazoa, Chordata, Mammalia, Rodentia, Cricetidae.
GUGCGCCGCGUAGGGGCGUUCGGUUGGGUUUUGAGUGCGGGGCGAAUCAAUGGUGUCUGUAGUGGUUAAGAUCCCCGCGGCUGUAUCUCGGUGCUUCCUGUGGUGAGUUCCCUUCGUGGAUCUGUCACCAGCAGUGGUCUCGAAGACACAGCUCGCCGUGGGAACAUGAAUCUCCUACCUAAAAGCUCCAAGGAGUUUGGCUCUGUUGACUAUUGGGAGAAGUUCUUCCAGCAGCGAGGAAAGAAAUCUUUCGAAUGGUAUGGAACCUAUCUGGAACUGUGCGAGGUACUGCACAAAUACAUCAAGCCCAGGGAGAAGGUGCUUGUGAUUGGAUGCGGCAACUCAGAGCUAAGUGAGCAACUAUAUGAUGUGGGCUAUCACGAUAUAGUGAAUAUUGACAUCAGUGAGGUCGUCAUCAAGCAGAUGAAAGAGCGCAACGCCAGCCGACGGCCCCACAUGAGUUUCUUGAAGAUGGACAUGACACAGAUGGAGUUUCCUGAUGCCACGUUCCAGGUGGUGCUGGACAAGGGCACGCUGGAUGCUGUCCUGACCGACGAGGAGGAAAAGACCCUGCAGCAGGUGGACAGGAUGCUGGCUGAGGUUGGCCGUGUCCUGCAGGUGGGCGGUCGCUAUCUCUGCAUCUCCCUGGCUCAGGCUCACAUCCUGAAGAAAGCAGUGGGUCACUUCUCUCGGGAGGGGUGGAUGGUGAGGGUGCACCAAGUGGCCAACAGCCAGGACCAGGUGUUCGAAGCAGAGCCUCGGUUCUCUCUGCCUGUCUUUGCCUUCGUCAUGACCAAGUUCAGGCCAGUCCCUGGCUCUGCCCUUCACAUCUUUGAGCUGUGUACUCAGGAGCAGGGCAAGCCUGUACGGCUGGAGAGUGCCGAUCGGCUGGCCGAGGCCGUGCGGGAGCGGCAGCACUAUGCUUGGCUGUGCAGCCAGCUGCGCCGCAAGGCUGGGCUGGGGAGUGUAUCUCUGGACUUGUGCAAUGGGGACACUGGGGAGCCACGCUACACCCUCCACGUGGUGGACAACCCCACUGUGAAACCAUCGCGGGACAGUCAUUUUGCCAUUUUCAUCAUACCCCAGGGCAGGGAGACUGAGUGGCUCUUUGGCAUGGACGAGGGCCGGAAACAGUUGGCGGCGAGUGCAGGCUUCAGGAGGCUGGUCACAGUGGCUCUUCAUAGAGGCCAGCAGUAUGAUGGCAUGGAAAGCAUUCAAGCAGAGCUGUCAACCAGAGUCAUGGAGCUGGCCCCAGCCGGGAUGCCUCCCCAGCAGCAGGUUCCCUUCUUGUCUGUGGGCGGGGACAUUGGAGUCCGGACUGUUCAGCACCAAGACCACAGUGCCUUGAGUGGUGACUAUGUUAUUGAGGAUGUGCAAGGGGAAGAUAGGUGGUACUUUCGGCGGCUCAUCUUCCUCAGCAACAGGAACGUGGUGCAGUCGGAAGCCAGGCUGCUGAAGGAUGUGUCUCACAGAGCCCAGAAGAAACGGAAAAAGGAGAGGAAGAAACAGCGACCUGCUGAUACUCCCGAGGACUUCCCUCCUGUCCCAGGACAGUCCAUCGAUAAGAGUUACCUCUGUUGUGAACACCAUAAAGCCAUGAUCGCUGGCCUUGCCCUGCUAAGAAACCCAGAGUUGCUCUUAGAGACUCCUCUGGCAUUGUUGGUAGUGGGCCUAGGUGGGGGUAGCCUCCCCCUCUUCGUUCAUGAUCAUUUCCCAAAGUCUCGUGUCGAUGCUGUUGAGAUUGACCCGUCCAUGUUGGAAGUGGCCACCCAGUGGUUUGGCUUCUCACAGAGUGACCGGAUGAAGGUUCACAUUGCAGAUGGCCUGGACUACAUUACUGGCCUGGCAGGAGGAGAAGCACGGCAGCACUAUGAUGUGAUCAUGUUUGAUGUAGACAGCAAGGAUCCGACACUGGGAAUGAGUUGUCCUCCCCCGGCAUUUGUGGACCAACUUUUCCUGCAGAAGGUCAAAAGCAUCCUGUCUCCUGAAGGUAUCUUUAUCCUUAAUCUCGUGUGUCGCGAUUUGGCGUUAAAAGAUUCAGUGCUGGCUGGACUCAAAGCAGCCUUCCCUCUCCUGUAUGUCCGGCGAAUUGAGGGUGAAGUGAAUGAGAUCCUGUUUUGUCAGCUGCAACCAGAGCAGAAACUUGCUACACCAGAGCUCCUAGAAAUGGCUCAGGCUUUGGAGCGGACCCUGAGGAAGCCUGGGCAGGGUUGGGAUGACACCUAUGUCCUGUCAGAUAUGCUGAAGACUGUGACAAUUGUAUGAUUGGGGCCAGCCAGCCCUCUCAGCUUUCUAACCAGACUGACUUGUACCUUUUGGCUGCUGGAGUAUGAUGCACAGUUCUUUUAGAACUCAUGUUUUUCUUGGUUUCAUACUCAGCUACAUCCCUCCCACCUUUUGGUUUGGGAGGCAGCUUGGGGAUAAUUGUGUUUAUUUUUUUUUUUAAGAGUAUGAUUAUGGAAGAAGAGCAGGUUGGUCAUCUGCUUCUGGAGGCUGAGGGAAGACCAAGGGCAGAAGUUACAGUUGGCCAGUGUGCUACUGUGGAUCUUCAAUGUCUUCCCAAAGGUCAUAUGCUGAAAGCGGAUUCCCUGGCCCCUUUGGAAAAUGGAGGACUUUUGGGAGGGGCUUUGCGAAGGAAGUUAGGUCACCAUUGUGCCCUUGAAGGACUUUGUCCUUGCUUGUUGGCUGCUGUCAAGUGAAGUGCUCUCCCACAGCAUCUUCCCCUCCACGAUGCCCUGCUUCUCCACAGGCCCAAGGACAAUGGGUCUGCCCACUCAUAGCCUGGGACCUCCAGACUAGGCCAAAUAAACCUUUCUUCCUUGCAAA